Messenger RNA from Perca fluviatilis (European perch), 3998 nucleotides. Its product is annotated as high affinity cationic amino acid transporter 1-like. The transcript has 13 exons. Gene Ontology annotation, cellular component: plasma membrane. The record is from RefSeq and is a predicted model, not a curated record. Lineage: Eukaryota; Metazoa; Chordata; Actinopteri; Perciformes; Percidae. Gene Ontology annotation, biological process: amino acid transport; transmembrane transport. Gene Ontology annotation, molecular function: amino acid transmembrane transporter activity. The coding region runs from base 271 to 2196 and encodes 641 amino acids.
UGGGUGGACCUCCCAGGGUUGCCUGCCUACUCGCGUGUGUAUAUGUGGAUGUGUAUGUGUGUGUGUGUUCUUCCCACCAAACCAUCUGUCAGAAGUUUCCGACUGAUGAAAGCGUUACAUGCGGUCAUUGUCCGCAGUUGAGUCGCGCAAACUUGUGAUUGGCGUCUUCCUAAGGAAGGACGAGAGACAUUACGUGUGUGCUCAAGACUCCCUUCCAGGCUUCCGUGUGAAGGUCAAUAAUCUUGCGUGGAGCUUUUGGAGCCAGCCGGGAUGAUUCUGGCCACAUUGAAGGACAUUGGGAAGCAGCUCCUCCGGGUGAAGGUUGUGGACUGCAAUGCGGAGGACUCGCGCCUGUCUCGAUGCCUCAACACGUUUGACCUGGUGGCCCUGGGCGUGGGCAGCACGCUGGGCGCCGGAGUGUACGUGCUCGCCGGCGCUGUGGCGCGGGACAGUGCCGGACCUGCCAUCGUCCUCUCCUUCCUCAUAGCUGCCCUGGCCUCGGUCCUGGCCGGACUGUGCUACGCCGAGUUCGGAGCCCGCGUCCCCAAAACUGGCUCGGCCUACCUCUACAGCUAUGUGACGGUUGGGGAGCUGUGGGCCUUCAUCACAGGCUGGAACCUCAUCCUCUCUUAUGUUAUCGGAACUUCGAGUGUGGCCCGAGCAUGGAGCGCAACCUUUGAUGAGCUGAUUGGACAACACAUUGAGGUUUUCUGCAGACGUUACAUGACCAUGAAGGCCCCGGGCCUCCUGGCAGAGUAUCCAGACGUAUUCGCUGUCCUCAUCAUUAUAACUCUGACAGGACUGCUUGCAUUUGGAGUGAAGGAGUCAGCGAUGGUAAAUAAAGUGUUCACCUGCAUCAAUGUGCUGGUGCUGCUUUUCAUGACCAUCUCUGGCUUCGUCAAAGGAAACCUGAAAAACUGGAACUUGAACCCUGAAGAAAUCCUCAAUGGCACCAGCAACUCCAGUCUUAAUAUAUCUGACUCCUUACCUUCAGAAGAAAGUCUCGGUGAAGGCGGCUUCAUGCCUUUUGGCUGGACCGGAGUCCUCUCCGGUGCUGCUACCUGUUUUUAUGCCUUCGUAGGUUUUGACUGCAUUGCCACUACAGGAGAAGAAGUGAAGAAUCCUCAGAGGGCCAUUCCCAUCGGGAUCGUGGCCUCACUCCUCAUCUGUUUUGUGGCAUACUUCGGCGUGUCCGCAGCCCUCACUAUGAUGAUGCCCUACUACUUGCUGGAUAAGAACAGCCCACUGCCAGUAGCCUUUAAGUAUGUGGGCUGGGAGGGAGCCACGUAUGCCGUGGCCAUUGGCUCUUUAUGUGCCCUGUCGACCAGUUUACUAGGCUCCAUGUUCCCAAUGCCCAGAGUGAUCUGGGCCAUGGCAGAAGACGGCUUGCUCUUCAAAUGUUUGGCCAGCAUCAGCCCACGAACCAAAACCCCUCUAACAGCUACAGUAACAUCUGGUGUUGUGGCAGCUGUGAUGGCUUUCCUGUUUGACUUGAAGGACCUGGUAGACCUCAUGUCCAUUGGCACUUUGCUGGCCUAUACUCUGGUGGCUGCCUGCGUGCUGGUCCUCAGGUACCAGCCUGAACAGCCCAGUGUGGCCUACGAGAUGGCCAACACUCAGGAUUAUGAGUCUUAUAACGAUGGGAACACUGACAUACUACCGCAACCAGAGGAUCGCUUCACCUUCAAGAAUCUACUCUUCCCUUCGAACACAGAUCCGUCCCCUCUGUCUGGGUUUGCCGUCAACAUUUGCACCAGCAUACUUGGUGUUUUGGUGUGUGUCUUCAGUGUGGUAGCGGUUCAGGGAGGGCUGGCUGCUUGGUCGCUGUCUGUCCUCGCUGUUGUCAUGGCCGUGUGUCUGAUUGUCACCUUGAUUGUGUGGAGACAGCCGCAGAGCAAGGCCAAGCUUGCCUUCAAGGUUCCGCUGCUGCCCUUUGUCCCAGUCAUUAGUAUGUUCAUCAACGUCUAUCUGAUGAUGCAGCUCGACAGAGGAACCUGGGUGCGCUUUGCCAUCUGGAUGUUCUUAGGUUUCUGUAUCUACUUUGGCUAUGGUAUUCGCAACAGUGCAGAGGCAGUGUCGACCACGCCAGCCUGCACGAUAAAGGGAGAGCCCAUGGCCACAGAUAAGGAAGCCUUCCUACACGACACACAAAACACCGCCGGAGAGGACGAGGACGAGGACGAGGACGAUUCCUGAGGAAACGGGAGGUUCACUAAUCCCCUCUGUUUCUGUCCUGUUAAACUCUCCGAAAUAGCUGCCGAUCCAGGAGACGUAUGGAGACGCUUACCCUCCAAUCAGAGCGUUGACUCGUUUCCUUAUUUCAGACACAACUUUUAAUGAAAGUAGAGAGGCUAAUUAGAUGUAAAAGGUAGGUAACAACAUUUUAAAAAGAUAAGAUGAGUCUGGAUACAUCUUAAAACCAAUAUUUCAUUUCAGAAACCUUAAUUUUUCUAUGUUUUUUUAAUUCUAUUUCUGUGGAACCAAAGCAACCAAAGGCAACGAACAAGUCGUUUUAAACAAAGUUUUUCUUUUUUUUUUUUUAAGGCAACUGGUGUCCGUAUAUCUAUUGUUAAACAUAAUUUUGGUUCCUUCAUCCGCAGUAUAUAUCUGCAUUAGGAGGAACAGUGCCUGCUACUGUGUCCACAUCCCAUGGGAGAUUAUUUUUUUAAAUCCUUUAUUUCACACGUGAAUUAAUUGCAUUGAAGGGGCUGUACUUGAUAUUUAGAAGAAGAAUGGUCUGGGAUUGCCUCCACACUGCUUUCCCAACUCAUCAAAUACUGUCGCUUUGUCACGGCCCUCGGGGUCGGAUAGACGCACAAGGUACUUACGUGCACUCGCAUGCACGCACAUGCACGCGCGGCCGGACCAGCUAUCACAACAGAAAAACCGAGAAGCUUGGAUUCCAACACACACACAGAGGGAGUGUGACUUCAUUCUCUGCUCAGGACCCCAGUACUCCACUGUACCUUUACAUAGCAGUCAUUGACUGCUAUAUUAUUGUUCUUGAGUACAGCCCCUUUAAUUCAGAGAAUCUGCAAAUAAUUCUUCUGAAACUCAGCUGAGAAUUUCACUGUAUCUUUGGUGCCGUUUUGUGUGGUAAGUUUACCUCAGAGGUACCUGUGUUUUACAUCGACAGUAUAUCUGAGAAUAGUGCCCCAUUGUGCUCUGAUUAAGUGCUCUGUGAUCAGUAUAUCUCAGUGUUUUAUCUUCUAAAUGAUUGAUGGUUUCCUUACAGUGCACAUUUGCCAGUGAUCAAAUACACUGUCUCCAUCAGGGAACUUUGCGUGUUUUUCUUAUCUAGCCCAAGAAAAAAAAGCUGCUAAUGUGAAAUGAUUUCUCCGAUACUGCAGAAGAUGUAUUUUUAAAGUGCCUUUUUCCCAAAUGAAUUCCACCUUUUUAGAGAUAUCGCUUUAUCACCAGCUAGAAUUGUGAAAUAUAUAUAUAUAUAUAUAUAUAUAUAUAUAUAUAGUCUGUAAAUAAUGUACACUUUGGAUUUUGAAAAGCAUAUAUUUAUAAUAUAUCAGAGACAUUUCACCUUAGUGGACUGUUUUCACGUUUUAGUUCACAUACAUCUGAAUGGGAUGAAGCACAAUCAAUCGGUGAUAUUGAACACCUUUCGGUUUCCAUAGUGAUAUAUUAAUACUGUAUACUCAGAAACAUGCUGCACCAAGCGUUCUAGCAUGGCUCAGCAGUAACCCGUGUGAAAGUGCCUCAGCCCGUCAGACAGGAUUGGAUGAUUACGGAAGGGAGGGCUGAUUGCGAGUGUGUGCAGAUUCCCAGGGCAGCUAAAACCUGAACGUGACCUAUCAAACUGUGUGUGUUCGCUAAAGACUGAAAAAAAUUCCACAAGGUGAAACCUCUCUUUACUCUGUCCCUUUUUUUUAAAAUGAGCCCUACGAUGAAAUGUUUUCUUUUUUCACUCUGUAGUUAUUACACACAGGCCUGGAAUACACACACAACAUGCUCAGUAUACAUGCACUAUGGGAGAGAUGUCAGCG